UCUCUUCACACCAUUCCACCAUACAGAACUCGUUUUUUCGCUAUAUCUUCCCCCAACUCAGUAUCUGUGAUGAAAGUCCAUAUCCACGCAAUCAACAUCCUCCUACUCCUAGCUUAAAAUGGCGAGUCGACGCGAAAACCAAGGUACAGAUACCUCCUGGACGAGCUCACUGCAAGAUGCGAUGCAGCAAAACCUCCGGCUUGAGGAACGCCUGGAGCAGGACGAGCUCGAGUCCCCACAAGCUCGACUCAAAAGACUUCUUUCCACUCGAUCCGCAGUGUCGACUUCAUCAUCCUUCGCUGAACGCCAACAGGCAGCAGUUGGCUGCAAUGCCCCCUUUCGCGAAAUCGGAACCGGCUCGAUCGGAAAGGUUUUUGAGCAGGGGGGCACACUGUGGGCUUUCAAGGUCCUCCUCAUCGAUCUUACCGACAAGCUCUGGAACAACUACUUGAUGCACCUCCGAAUCCAGGACAGCUUUGACCAGCUAGGUUAUGAUACCUAUGGGCUAGAGAUUCCCCGCAACCUUCACCUUUUCCCCGAUGACUCGACCUUCCCUCGUCGUCCUCGCGAGAUCCUGUGUAUGGAAAGGAUUUUCCCGCUGCCCCAACCGAUCAGGCACGCACUCAUCGACCUCUUCUGCAACCCCAACCACAUCAAUGCAGCAAAAAACUCCAGUGCGAACAAGGACUGUCUGAUCCGCUUGAUGCUCGGGCGUAAGCGCUACGGAUCCUCGCUCCCGGGCGGAAGCCGCUUCUUUUCGCUGCGCAACUACAAGCUUCACGUCGACCAGAUCCAGGAGCUCGAACUGGACGCAGACGCAUACGCCUCGAAUAUGGCAGACGCGCUCGCCAUCCUGCACUGGCACGCGCGCAUCGACGCGAUGGACGUAGAAUUUGUUCUAGGAAGCACACCCUUCGACCUCAACGCAGUCCGCCGCCCGGUGCCCCUCCGCGACGUCAUGCGUCUGCGCGCGGGAAGCAGUACACUCGAACGCGCGACAAAUCGCGUCCCGAAUUUCAAGAAGCGCAUCGUGAGCCUCUGGAUGCUAGACUUUGAUGCCUGUCGGGCCAUCUCGAUGGACACCGAGGGUGUCAAUCGCGCUGUGCAGGCGUUCGUCGAUAACGAGCCUUAUUCCCCCCGUCCGUUCACAAACGAUCACUAUUCCGAGCGACUCUGGCAGCUCUUCUCCCAGCGCUACCCCUUGCCCCGGCAGUUCGUCAACGGGGUCAUGGCCAAGCUCGCCCCGCCCCCCACACCCUCUACCGGGGCCCGUUCCAGUCAUCGUCCUAGGGGUCAGAGAGGCGGUCGCGACUCUGGGCGCGGUUCCUCGUCUACAAGUUCGGGGACGCGAAGACCCACGGCCGAUGAAGAAGAGUCUCGUCGACGUCGUGGAGGACAACAUGGUGGAAGACAUCAUCGUUGA
Messenger RNA from Aspergillus aculeatinus CBS 121060, 1423 nucleotides. Its product is annotated as zinc finger protein. The transcript is spliced from 4 exons. Bases 119 to 1423 code for a protein of 434 amino acids. The record is from RefSeq and is a predicted model, not a curated record. Lineage: Eukaryota; Fungi; Ascomycota; Eurotiomycetes; Eurotiales; Aspergillaceae.